AUGGAUUAUCCGCCUACUGAAUCCAAUGAUUAUCAUCAAUCGUCACAGCCAAUUGAUGGUAGUUCAACAACUGAUAAGAGCACCAUCAACAGUAACAACAAGACGCCACCAACUAAUCCCGGCAAUAUAGCGCGAAACACUUCGACUUUUAAAGCAAUAAUGCACCCACAUACUAUUUCCAGUACCGCAAGCCACCAACAUCAACAAGAACAAGAAUUGUUAUCGGAUUAUACUGUACCAAAUCCACCUGUUUCAACUCAACAGUCAAAUGCUCAUUUGCGAACGUCAUCGAAUACAAAUACAAAUACCAGCUCUACUACUACUGCCACCACAACAAAUACAACGACUUCUCCUUCCUCCUCAUCUGAUCCCUCACUGCAACAGCAACAACAACAACAGCAGCAGCAGCAGCAGCAGCAGCAAGAAGAAGAGUUUGGGUCAGGUUCGGAUCAACCACGUACGUUAUGGAUGGGUGAUUUGGAUGCAUGGUUGGAUGAAGACCAAAUCACUCAGCUCUGGUGGAGCAUAUUACAGAAAAAAGUAUCCGUUAAAAUCAUCAAACCAAAGACGAUCAAGUUGGAUUUAAUUCAUGACUAUCACAACCAAGGGAUGACGAAUUCCGGUUACUGCUUUGUUGAGUUUGAGACUUUUGAAGAUGCCCAGCAUGCCUUGAGUUUGAAUGGCCAGUUGUUGCCGGAUAUUGCUAUGCCGCUGCAACAGCAUUUACCAGAUAACCCCAACAAUCAAAAGAAAUAUUUCAGAUUGAAUUGGGCAUCGGGCGCCACAUUGAGUGCUCCCAUUAUCCAAAUGCCCGAAUUUUCAUUAUUUGUUGGUGAUUUAUCGGCCUCAACAACAGAAGCCCAUUUAUUGGCGUUUUUCCAAAAGAGAUUCCCCGACUCGAUAAAGACGGUGCGAGUUAUGACUGAUCCGAUAUCAGGUAAAUCGAGAUGCUUUGGCUUUGUUCGUUUUACAAAUGAACAAGAAAGACAAAGAGCAUUGGAUGAAAUGAAUGGGGUCUGGUUCGCAGGAAGACCGUUGAGAGUUGCAUUAGCAACUCCAAGAAACACCAAUAGUUUCAAUAGAAGAUUCAGCAAUCCAAAUGCCAACAACAAUCAAGUUAUAGGGGUAGGAGGGCCAUUUACAGCAGCAGCAGCAGCAGCAGCGGGAGGAGUCGGAGGACCACAACCACCACAAUCAUCACAGCCACCGCAACCACCAUUACCACCACAUAUUUACAACCAACGACCUUCGGCAACAGACCUUUACAGAAGAGAUCUGGGUAGCCAUCUAGGUCCCGAUAUGAUGUUCAUUCCACCUGUCGGACCACCUCCCAAUGCCAUUGGAGGAAGCCCUCUAUUUGGCUACUUCCACCAUCAACCUAGUUUGGGACGAUCACCAAGUUUUGUAUAUCAACAGCCAGAUACAAAAUCUAGUUAUUUGGGAUUGGAGUCGCCGGAGUUUAACCUGCAAUCGUCAUUUCAAACCCCUUCGCUACCUCUUCUGCAAGUGCCAGGAGGACCACCACCACCAGGGGCGCCAGGGGGACCGCCAGGGGGACCGCCGGGAGGACCGCCGGGAGGACCACCAGGAGGACCACCAGGAGGACCACCACCCCAAACUGUAUUCCCACUCCAUCUUCGAUCUCACCAGCCUCAACAAAUUCAACAACUGCCGCAGUAUUCGGACCCGAACAACACCACAGUAUUUGUUGGAGGACUUUCUUCUGAAGUCACCGAGGCUACGUUAUUUACAUUGUUUAAACUGUUUGGUAAUAUCCAGCAAAUUAAAAUCCCGCCCGGUAAAAACUGUGGAUUCAUCAAGUAUUCGACUAGAGAAGAAGCCGAAGAGACAAUUGCCGCAAUGCAAGGUUUCAUAAUUGGUGGCAACAGGGUGAGACUAAGCUGGGGAAGAGUUUCAGCAAAUAACAAAAAAUUCCAUCAGCAGCAGCAUCAAGUAGCUCAAGCAGCGCAGUUGCAAGUGGCAGCUGCAUUGUCCAUGGGGAUGGAUCCAUCAAGCGCCAUAGCUGCCGCUGCCGCUGCUGCUGCAGGUGGAUAUCCUGGCAUUCCGAGUCAAGAACAUUUACAUCACCCGCGCCAUAGACUUCCCUCUCAACUGCUGCUACAUAGUACCGGAGGAGGGCCACUUCCUCCCACAAUGACAGUUGCAGGUGGUCCAGGUCCACAAAUGCAUCCUCAUCCUCAUCCUCAUCCUCCCCACCAUCCUCAUCAUCAUCCUUCACUAGGAAUUCCAUUACAUGGACAGCAAUACCCUCAGUAUCAGGACUAUUUACAUCUGUUGCCUCCACCGCAAUCAUCGGAUGAAAUCGAGUCGCCAGAUACAACUACAACUACAGAUCCAAUUAGAACGUCGAUUGAAAAUGAAGGUUCAUAUGAUACUACGCCGAUUAAACCAAACAAUUAUGGCAACUCAUCCAACCGAUUUACUAAUUCCAAUGGUGACUCUUUAGGAUACGGUAAUGACACUGCUAGUAGUCAGCUUCAAGAGAAUUUGAUUAAUUCCUUGGGCCAGAUGAACUUGAAAGAUGAUGAGAAUAAUGGCGCUGGCGCUAAUGAGCUUGAAUAA
Lodderomyces beijingensis is the source of this 2583-nucleotide messenger RNA. Lineage: Eukaryota; Fungi; Ascomycota; Pichiomycetes; Serinales; Debaryomycetaceae. The record is from the annotation of a GenBank genome assembly.